ACUUUCUGGUAAGUUUAUCGCAAGAUGUCGGGGGAUGUUUUGCGCGACGAGCCGCUACUAUGCUCUCGGUCGAAAUGACUUGCUUAUCGUGGCGAGAUGUUGUAAAAUCCCGUCUUAAAUUUAGUUCAAAAGUAUUUUAAACAUCAGACAAGUGUUGUUUAGUGUUAUCUAAAUAUUAUCCAGUGAGUAUCGUGUUUGUAAAGUCACGAAGUAAAAACCAGUACACAAAGGAUCUCGUGCAGUGAUUGGUCUGGCAGGUUCUACGUCUCAUUGAUAAACUUUUGUCUCUUUAUCUAUUAAUUUUACUACGUUGAUUAUACUACUGCGGAAUUUCUUCAAGCCGGCAAAGUCUUAGAAAAACGCUAAAAUACUCCCCCGAACCAAAUUUCUCACGAUUCCAACGAAAACGCGUUUCAAAGCCGAUAAAGAAUGGGUGCAAAAGCCAGCACAGUCGCACAGUCUGGGAAUGGGCAAUCCUCGGGAGCCAACGAAAUGCAGGGGUUCUCAAUACUCCGUUCGUUGCCCGGGGUCAUACAGCAGAGUCAAUCACAGGCGUCGCGGGGCGACAGCAGACAAAGGGCCAGGUCGUUGAGUUCAGUACCAGAUUUAACCUCCGGGGAACAAGGGAUGGCCUCCUCGGUUGGCGUGAGCGUCGGCCAGGCGCUGGGGAUUCCGCAGCUCGACUCCGACGAUACGGACGACGACAGCGGUCGGGUUUACGCCGCUCAUAGUCUACCCUCUCACAUUUGGUCCCUAAACGGUUUAAAGUGUCCUGUAUGCUCCAAGUUCAUCCUUCCCGAUGAUAUAGAGUGCCACCUGGUCAUGUGCCUAACCAAACCUCGCCUAAACUACAAUGAGGACGUUUUGGCAGAUCAAAAAGGUGAAUGUGUUAUUUGCCUGGAGGAGUUACAGCCUGGAGAUGUAAUCGCCCGUUUGCCUUGCCUAUGCAUAUAUCAUAAAAACUGCAUCGACAGAUGGUUUCAAGUGAAUCGCAGCUGUCCCGAACAUCCCGGUGACUGAUUCGCACUGGUGAAGUUUCGAGGUAAAAAAUCAUUGGAACAAUUUGUGUCCCAUGGGACACUUGCCAAAGGGAUGAAGUAGAGAUGUUGCAAACGAAGAAUUGAACAGGAAGAAAUUAUAAAUAAAUAAAUAAUGAAUUUAAAAAAAACUAGUCAAGGUGACCGCUAGUCCGCAAUGGUGGUUCGUGUAUGGUGAAUGGUGAAUGGUGAAUGGUGAUCGGUCGACUUAAGAAAGCGCAAUUGAAUUGAACAUAAGGACAAAAUAAUUGAAUUCUUAGUUGGUUAUUGAUAGACUAAAGGGACUUAUAAAUCGCCAUAAGAUUCAACGAUACAAUGCUAUUACCUAUACGUAUCUAUAAUUAAUCGAUUAUUACUCUAUUGCUUAUUACCCAUUGUACCAUAUUUAUAAAUUUUACUUAGUUUUAUCUCUUGAAAUCUAUUUGAAUUUAAGUAAAGCGUUCUUUGGAGAAGGCCGUGCAGUGGCAGGGGUAAUAGAGGGAAAGGGGAGCAAGACGACGAUUAAAGGGAGGGAGACACGACCUAUAUACAUAUAACAGGUGAGAUCUACCUUGUAUGAAUAAGUUGAAAUCUGCUUUUAAUGAUUUUUAUUAAUGUAAGAUGAUAAAUGUAUUGUUUUUUUGUUGUUUGUUGAGGGAUGUGCACUAGAAAGGAUAUUUUUGAUACUUUCAUAAAGGGAAGAAGGAACAGGAUGUAUAGAAUUUUAAAAAGCAGAGGACUUAUCUUAACAAUGUUGACGCUAUAGCAAAAAUGUAAUAAAGGGUCUGAAUCAA
Neodiprion fabricii is the source of this 1810-nucleotide messenger RNA. Its product is annotated as E3 ubiquitin-protein ligase ZNRF2. The record is from RefSeq and is a predicted model, not a curated record. The transcript is spliced from 4 exons. The coding region runs from base 430 to 1020 and encodes 196 amino acids. Lineage: Eukaryota; Metazoa; Arthropoda; Insecta; Hymenoptera; Diprionidae.